CCCGCCAGUUUGCUAUUACCAGGAUCGGAUUAUGAUACACGUGCUGCAGAUGAGAUUUUGACAAUGUCUAAAACUAAAGGAAACACUCUGUUUAGGUACUUUACCAAAUCUCCGGUGUCAAACAUAAAAUCACAAGAAAACAAAAAAUCUGUGUUGAAGAAAAAUUCAAACACUACAAAAGAACAGGAGAGUGUACGGCCACUUAGCGAAACUCGUGCUACUCACGGCAACAUUGAUUGUCCCUUUACUCUCUAUGAAGUUGUGUGGUCAAAACUGGAAGGUUAUCCAUGGUGGCCAAGUCUGGUUUGUAAUCAUCCUAAAGAUCAUGUUUAUGUGAGGCCAGGAAAAAUUCCCCAAGUCCAUGUUCAGUUUUUUGAUGAUCCACCAACAAGGGCAUGGGUAAAGAUGAAAUUUGUCAAAAAAUUCAUUAGUGGCAAUCAACCAGAUAUUCCAAGUCGUAAAGAUCCUACCUGGAAGGAUGGUGUUGGAAAAGCAGAAAAAGCACUUGAAAUGAAACCUGAUGAAAGGGUUGAUCUGGUUGUAUGUGUGGAUAGUUCAGGUGAAGAGAUGACUGAUGAAGAACUCGAAGAAAAUGAUGUCAUGUUGGAGUCGGUGGAAGAAAACUGCAACUUGAAAACUGAAUCUAGUGGUAAUUUAUCUGAACAACGAGGGAGGAAACGUCGAAUAAUAAUAGAAUCUGAAAGUGAAGAUUCUGUGGAUGAAUUUAAGCCUAAUGAUAAAGAUGAGAGUGAUUCUGACUCAAUCAGUAGUGGUGUUGAUGAAAAUGAAAUUUCAGAACCAGAACCUGAGUCUGAGGAUCUCUCACCUGUUAAGAAUAAAAGCCGGAGUGCAAAAAGAAGAAAAGUUGAAAAUAAUUCUACAAUACAGAAAUCUCCAAGAACACCAAUUUCUGUCAGCGACCAAACCAAAGCCAAGCUAGCUUCAUUUAGUGCAUCAAAAACGCCUUCAAAACCAAGUGAAUCUGAUGGUGAAACAAAAUUGUGGCCACAUUUGAAGUUAGACUUUCUGAAGGAUGGGAAACGAAGGGAUAUUGAAGGUCGGCCUCAGUCUCAUCCAGAUUAUGAUCCGAAAACAUUACUUGUUCCAGAAAGUUUCAAGAAAACCCUUACACCAGCUUUACGACAGUGGUGGGAAAUGAAAUCUCGGCACUUUGACACUAUACUUUUCUUCAAAGUUGGAAAGUUUUAUGAGUUGUACCACAUGGAUGCAGUAAUAAGUGUGAAUGAGCUGGGCCUAAUAUACAUGAAGGGUGACUUUGCUCAUUGCGGGUUUCCAGAGAUUGCUUAUGGUCGCUACUCUGAUGCUUUGAUCCAAAAAUUCAAAGUAGCUCGAGUGGAACAAACGGAAACACCACAAAUGAUGGAAGAAAGGUGUAAACAGUUAGUAAAACCAAGCAAAUAUGAUCGAGUUGUGAGGCGAGAAAUCUGUAGAAUAACAACAAAGGGAACUCGUACCUUUAGUGUUCAAGAUGGUGAACCUUCAACAGCUGGACAUUCUUAUUUGCUGGCAGUGACAGAGAAGAAUCAAGGUCUUAAACCUGGGGAUGAAAGUGAAUAUGGUGUAUGUUUUGUAGAUACAUCAAUUGGAAAGUUCAAUGUUGGGCAGUUUCUUGAUGACAGACAUUGUUCUCGUCUUAGAACUCUAAUUGCUCAUUUUCCACCUGUCCAGGUUCUUUGUGAGAAAGGAAUUCUUUCCAACAGAACACAGAAAAUCUUAAAAAGUUGCAUAACCUCUUCUCUUUUAGAAGCUUUGAAGCCUGGUUCAGAAUUCUGGGAAGAUUCUGCAACUCUCAAAUUUCUUAUAGAAAAUGAAUAUUUUAAGACUGAAGAUGGUAUAAUUUGGCCUGGUGCUAUCAAAAAGAUGAUUGAUGAAAGUGAUAAUUUGCAGCAAACAGCAAAAGAAGAAUAUCAUCUUGCAGUAAAAGCAUUGGGUGCUUGUAUAUGGUAUCUUCAAGAAAGUUGUAUCCAUGAUGAACUUCUAACGUUGAAAAAGUUUGAGGAGUACACACCAUUGGACACAAUAUCAAGUCCAGCAAACAUAUCAUUUUUACACUUUCAACGUAUGGUAUUGGAUGGGGUCACAUUACGCAAUCUGGAGAUUCUGGAAAAUAUGAGUGGAACAACAGAGGGUUCUCUUCUUCAGGUCAUGGAUCAUUGUAACACUCAGUUUGGAAAACGUUUGUUUCGUCAAUGGCUUUGUUCUCCUUUAUGUAACCCAUCUUCAAUUAAUGACCGUUUGAAUGCUGUGGAAGAUUUGCGAGGCUUACCAGAAGUUAGAACUGAAGUAACUAAAAUACUGAAGAAGUUGCCUGAUCUUGAAAGGUUAAUUAGCAAAAUCCACACCCAGGGGUCAGCUCACAGGAGCAAAUCACAUCCAGACAGUAGAGCUAUCUUUUAUGAAGCUGAAACAUACAGCAAGAGAAAAAUAACAGAUUUUCUAUCUGCUCUUCAAGGCUUUCAUUUGACAUUGGAAAUCCCUGAUGUGUUUGGAAAGGUUCGAGAUAACUUCAGGUCAGAAACAUUAAAACAAUGUGUGACCUCUGUUCUUGAAGAUGGAAAGUUUCCCGAUUUGAAGGAUACUUUGGACUUUUUUGAUAAAGCAUUUGACCAUGAAAAGGCCAAGAAAAAUGGAAAAAUAAUUCCUAGCAAAGGUGUUGAUGAGGACUACGAUUCUGCAGUUACAUCCAUUAACGAAACUAAGAAACUACUAGACGAGUAUUUAGAAAAACAAAAAAGACAUUUCUCGUGCAAAGUCACUUAUUUUGGAAGUGGAAAAACGAGAUAUCAGUUGGAAGUUCCAGAUAGUGCGGUGAAACACGCUACUGAUGAUCACGAACUUCAGAGUCAGAAGAAAGGUUACAAGCGAUACUGGACUCCGGAAAUUAAAAUCUUUUUGGCCAAAAUGAUAAAUGCAGAAGAGCGCCGAGAUGCUGCUCUACAGGACAUUAUGCGUAGAAUUUUUGCCACUUUUGAUACCCACUAUAAGAAAUGGGAAGGUGCAGUUCAGUGUCUGGCUGUGUUAGACUGUCUUCUUAGCUUAACAGAGUACAGCCUAUCAUGUGUGGGAGAAAUCUGUCGCCCAGAAGUUAUAAUUCCAAAUAUACCAUACCAGCCAUUUUUGGACAUUUCACAAGGAAGACAUCCAACAUUAGUGCAUCUCUUCUCAGGAUGUGAUUUUAUUCCUAAUGAUGUAAACAUUGGAAUGAAAGAGCAGCAGGAUGAAUCUGACGACAGUGGUCAUACCAGUAGUCUUGUGCUGGUGACAGGACCAAAUAUGGGAGGAAAGUCAACGUUGAUGAGACAAACUGGUCUAAUUAUCAUCAUGGCACAAAUGGGAUCAUUUGUACCCGCUACACACUGUCGGUUCACUCCUGUGGACAGGGUCUUCACACGGCUUGGAGCAAGUGACCGAAUAAUGGCAGGAGAGAGUACGUUUUUUGUUGAACUAAGUGAAACAUCAUCCAUCCUCCAGCAUGCCACCCAGCAUUCACUGGUACUUCUAGAUGAAUUAGGAAGAGGAACCGCCACCUUUGAUGGUUCAGCUAUUGCAACUGCUGUUGUUGAUGACCUUUCUUCCAGAGUACGGUGUCGCACAUUAUUUUCCACACACUAUCAUUGCCUUGUUGAUGAAUUUCUCCACAAUCCUAAUGUUAGGCUUGGUCACAUGGCAUGUAUGGUGGAGGAUGAAAAUCUUGAAGAUGUAACCAAGGAAACAAUUACAUUCUUGUCCAAAUUUGUUGAUGGUGCCUGUCCAAAAAGUUAUGGUUUCAAUGCUGCCCGUUUGGCUGGACUUCCUGUAGAGAUUAUAAAAAAAGGUCACCAGAAAGCCAGAGAAUUUGAAACAAGCCUUGAGUGCAGAAGAAAGUUUAAGAAAUUGCUAAACUGCACUGACAUUGACACCUUAAAAAGCUGUUUGGGGGUAUGUACAUAGCUGAACUUGAAAGAAGAACUUCCAAAGGAGCUUAUGAAGUUAAGAGGUGAAAAGUCUCCAUCAAUAAAGCAGGAAGAUUUUGAUAUUUAAAGAUGUAUUAAACUGUACAUGUGUGGUACAGGAAAGAUUUCCAUAAGUAAUAUUGCUGAUGUCAGAUUUAUGUAGUUUUUUUAAUGUUACAGAAACAUUUUUGCAUACGUUUUCAUGAUUAAUAAAAUAGUUGAUUUGUUUUUAAAAGAAUUUUCAUUAUUUUGAAUUGGAGAGAAAAAUAUUUCUAGGAAUGAGUAGCUGUUCUGUGAGUAACCCGUGUAUAAACUUUAUUAAACUUGAUUUUAUACUAUGAAGAAAUGUCUCAUUUCUCAUAUAUAAAAAGGUAAUUUUUUAGAUCUGUCUGACACAAGUAACUAACUACAUGUCUAAAAGUUUGUGGUGCAAACUUACCAGUGUAUUCAGACAAAAAAACUAUGAAAGAUAUUUAAUCAUUUGAAAAUCUCAAUUGCUAUUUUAUAGAAAACAGCCAAAACUUUAAAAAUACAAACAGGUCAUCUUGUGA
Molecule: messenger RNA, 4504 nt
Organism: Limulus polyphemus (Atlantic horseshoe crab)
Lineage: Eukaryota; Metazoa; Arthropoda; Merostomata; Xiphosura; Limulidae
Product: DNA mismatch repair protein Msh6-like
Biological process (GO): mismatch repair
Cellular component (GO): MutSalpha complex; nucleus
Molecular function (GO): mismatched DNA binding; ATP-dependent DNA damage sensor activity; ATP binding
Source: RefSeq, a predicted model, not a curated record